ACGCUGCUGGUGGGGAACAGCGACACAUUCACGGAGGUGAAGAACACGCUCGCCCGACCCGUGCUGGCUGCUAGAGUCCGACUCCAGCCCUUCAGCGCUCACCCCAGGGUCGUCUGCCUCCGCCUCGAACUCUACGGCUGCAACUACACUGACGGGUUGCUGAGCUACAGCGUGGGCGGGGGCCCCUACAAGACUUAUGUAGGCGCGGGCGUGGGCGACAGUGUGAGCGUUGGUGAGGGGCUGCUCUACGACGGGCGGGUGGGCGGCCAGGAGCUGGACGCCACGCCCACAGACACUCAGGAGCCUCUCCAGGUCGAAGGUCUGGAGCCGGCGCCAGGCACGCCAGUCCUGAUGGUCUUCAACUUCGAUGUCAUGAGGAGAUUUCGCGCCUUAUAUUUCUAUCUCACGACUUCACAGCUGGGUGUCCAGCCUAAAAUCAAGUCAUCAGUAAUGUUUGGGUGGAACUCGUCCGUGUUGGAUGAGAGCGCGGUGGCCACGACUUGGGUCUCCGAGGACCUGAGCCCAGCAGGACCUCAGAACCUCACCCUGGACCUGCGUCAGCGUCCGGCCGCCACUCUACAGGUGGAGGUGGAGGUGUCUGAGAUUGAGGUCAACAUCCUGGAGGUGUACUUCGACUCCAGUCCGUGUGGGUGUGGACUGGGGGACUGGGAGCGGAGACCAGUGACCACCCCAGAGGAGCACACGGCCGCCCGCCCACCUCAUCCACCCGCAGACGUCUGGGCCGUCUACACCGCCCACCAACACCGCACCUACGUGGGCGUAGCCGUGGGCUUCAGCGUGGGCGUGGGCGUACUGGUGCUAGUGUGGGCGGGAGUUUGGCUGAGACGUAGAAGGGGCAAAGCUUCCUCUCCUCGAGUGUUCCGCCGCCCGCCCCCGGACACCCUCGACAUGAAGAGCCUGAUGGAAGGCGUGGGCGUGGGCGUGAACAUCCUGGGGAGUACCACGCCCACAUACGAAGAGGGAAGCUGCUUGCUGUACGACGACUUACAGAAGACACCGCUGGUGACGCCCUACAGCACCCUCCGCCCUGCCACCCCGGACUCCGUCCCGGUCUACGCCACCCCCGCCGUCCUCAGACCUUCUUCCACCUUCCCCUCUACCUCCUCCUUCACGCCAAUCCCCCGCCCUGUCACCCUCGCCUCCAUCUCCCGCCCACCGCCCAUGCUGCCACGCCCGCCGCCCAUCCCGGCCCCACCCGAGAACUGCGAAAGACAGAUCCAGGUACCGUCCGUAACUGGCCCGUGGCUGACGUGCGUGUACCGCCAGGACCCCGGGCGGCUGGUCACGCCCACGCCCACACCUAUGCUGGCCCCGGAGCGCGUCACACGGACGGGCGUGCUGGCCUCUGGCGCCUUCGCUACGCUGUCAGUGGGCGUGGUUUCUGAGGAUGGAUCGCAGGGAUUGGAGGAGGAGGAGAGGUGCGAGGGAGAGGCUCCGCCCCCCCGGCACGCUGCCCUCAUCACAGUAACCGCCCACCAGGCGGCUCCAGCGGUCACGCGCCAGGCACAGCUGUUAGCAGCCUUGGAUAAUAAGAACCUGACGCGGCUGCUGGGGGUGGUUGUGGGCGGACCCGUGGGUGUGACACUCGUGCUGGAAUACCAGGCCGACGCCCACCUGCCAGAGUACCUGCACGCCCGCACUCUCGCCCCUGCUGACUACGCCCACGCCACUACCACCCGCCCACACUUACACCCGCAAACUUCUAUUAGCGUGGGCGACCUGCUGGACGUGGCGGUGCAGGUGGCAGCCGGUAUGGCUUUUCUAGAGUCCCACCGAGUCUCUCACACCGAUAUGGCUGCCAGGAACGUGGUGGUGGUGGGAGGAGACGCAGACGGAGUGGGCGUGGUCAAGGUGACGCAGGUAGGGUCCGCCUUGCCUCGCUAUUCUAGCGACUACUGGAGGCCUCCUGACGGCCGUGGACCGGCGCCCCUACGAUGGUGUAGUCCCGAGGUGCUCUGUCAGGGUACCUUCAGCUCCGCCGGCGACGUGUGGUCCUUCGGCGUGACACUAUGGGAGAUCCUGACCCUGGCUCGUCGACGGCCGCACCACCACCUCUCAGACGACCUCCUCUUCCACGCCCUGCUGUCCACGCACGCUCACGCACACUCAACCACCUCCUCCACUGAUAAAUACGCCACUCCACAGGUUGUGUUGAGUCCGCCGGCAUGGUGUCCCCGUGAGGUGCAGGAGGUGAUGAGCGGGUGUUGGCGCCCUCACCCUUCCCACAGGCUCACCUUCACCACCAUCCACGCCAAGCUGGCCGCCUACGCACUAUCCCACGAGUAGCAACAUCCUUCUAGCCUCACUUCACCUUCAGGAGAAAGUGGCGCAGACGACACAGCACCAACGCGGACUGUCCGCAUGGAGGCAAAACAUUCAUAAGGAACAAGAGAGUGUCGUGCCAAAUAUACAUAUCGAGCAAGCAACAGCGUGCCAAUUAUAUAUAUAUGAAACAAAGAAAAAAUGUGCCAAUUAGGGUUAAGUUAGUUUGAACAGUAGUUUAAUGAUUAAUGUGAAGUACAUAAUUCCAUUUUUAUCCACUUCAAAAGAGCCACACCUCGUUAGUGGAGUAUUCCAACUAAAAUCUGUUAGCAGCCAGAUUUGACAACUUCAUUGAAAAACCUGCUUUAACAGCCCAGAACUCUUGUGUGUAAGUUUGACGCGCGGCCACUGUUCCCCCGCUGAGGAAUUUACUAACUUUUUUUUUCUUCUCGCUCUCUUUCGUCGCGAGAAUAUGUACAUAUCUUAAAGCCAAGUUCCUGGAUGAUAACUGUUUAAACCAACCAUCAAGUUGACUCUUCACACACUGGCAAGAGAGAGAGACCGCAGCAGAUUUUAGGAACAAUGCCUCCGGAUGUGUAGUUGAGAUCACGACUGGAGCCCCACUUGUUCAGUUAGCCGGUGUCAUGCUAACGAAUGUUAUCAUUAGUUGGACGCCAGAUUAAUGUACUUUAAAUUAUAUAUCCUUCUAGAGUGUCCUUGCUGGUAACUAAAGCUGACAAAACUCUUAUUAAUUUCCUUUUGUAACGGCCUGUUAGCUUAAGUUUCAGUUCUACAACUAGAACCUCAAACUUAGUGUUUUCAACUAUGACACCGACUCAACGGUCUUGUAGCAUGAUGAAGCAUGUAUUUCUGAUGCCAUUUAGGUAUCCCAACUCUGGCACUGUUAACCGUAACCCCUUCCAGGACUACCAUAUGUGGCUCUCACAUCCGAACACCGCAAACAUUCAGAUAAGAUCCCAGAUUUAGAACUGUCACCCGCGGACCCUCUUAAAUACUUAUUACGUUAUCCUUUCCCAGAUCUUUGAUAUUUGUGUUUCAACCAGGAGCCUUGGGUAGUGUGACCACAACAAGGAGCCUUGGGUAGUGUGACCACAACCAGGAGCCUUGGGUAGUGUGACCACAACCAGGAGCCUUGGGUAGUGUGACCACAACCAGGAGCCUUGGGUAGUGUGACCACAACCAGGAGCCUUGGGUAGUGUGACCACAGCCAGGAGCCUUGGGUAGUGUGACCACAACCAGGAGCCUUGGGUAGUGUGACCACAGCCAGGAGCCUUGGGUAGUGUGACCACAACCAGGAGCCUUGGGUAGUGUGUGACCACAACCAGGAGCCUUGGGUAGUGUGUGACCACAGCCAGGAGCCUUGGGUAGUGUGUGACCACAACCAGGAACCUUGGGUAGUGUGACCACAACCAGGAGCCUUGGGUAGUGUGUGACCACAGCCAGGAGCCUUGGGUAGUGUGUGACCAUAGCCAGGAGCCUUGGGUAGUGUGACCACAACCAGGAGCCUUGGGUAGUGUGUGACCACACCCAGGAGCCUUGGGUAGUGUGACCACAAUCAAAAACACUUGAUAGAGAUGUAUAGGCAGCAGGAAUUGCGAGUGCCAUAUGUUGAAGGAUCCUACCCUCAAAGCAGCUAAGGGAUUCUACAAGUAUUAACAACCAUAGUGUCCCAAAGAACCUUCUACUACAGCAUCCAACAAGAAAUGUCAACAAAAGUAUCCUAUGAGAUGCUAUCAAUGGAUCUCAACAAGGAAUAUCAGCAAAGUAAUACUACAAGAACAGUCACUAGGAAACCAAGAAGUACAUUUAACUAAGAGUAUUCAACAUACAAACUUAGCCAGCAGGCCUUUUGUCUAAUAUUAGUGACGAUCUAGUUAUAUUAUACAAGUCGAGGGGCCUUUAGUAUUAGUAGUAUUAGGGGGAAAGACCUUACAUGUAAUUUCGAUAAUCUAAAUAUAUUUUCAGCUGAGGGACCUAAAAUGUAUUAUUACAUGAGGGAUCUUAAGUGAAAUCAUCUUAAAUCAGAUGAAGUACCUUAAAUGUAUUUAGAUGAAUGACCUCAAAUGUAUUUAGAUGAAUGACCUCAAGUGUAUUUAGAUGAAUGACCUCAAAUUUAUUUAGAUGAAUGACCUCAAAUGUAUUUAGAUGAAUGAUCUCAAAUGUAUUUAGAUGAAUGACCUUCAAUUAAGUAUUCGUUUAAGGGAUCUUAAGUACUUAUCAAAAGUUAUUAUGAGUGAAAUAUAUGUAUGAGAAGAAGAACCUUAGCAAGUGUACUAUAAUGUGAGGAACAUUUAAGUGUAAUAUCAGUUCAGGGAACCUAUUCGUUGCCUCUUGCUGAAUAACUAUUGUAAUGAGAAUUUUUUAAUGCUACUACUAACAAUUUCUUCGGUACCUGGACCAUAGAUUUAAGGACAGACUAGUAUAUAAUUUUCAUAAAUUAUUAAUCCUUCUUAGGCGGUUAACGCAUUCCACUGAGCUGUUUCAGUUGGUAUUCUGAACAUGGCAAAUAUGUGUUGGUGGAGAUGGCAACGGGUCCAUGUUUAUACCAAGAACAAUGUCAAAAGAAAACCAACAUAUAGCUAAGUGUGUUUAAUGUUUUAGAAAUUGUAAUUUAGAAAUGUGCUGUUUUGAAAUACAUCUCCCUGAUAUAUUUUGGGUGUUUAAGUACUUUACAUGUGUCUAGUCAAGUGAUCAAGUCCCGUUUCCCGACGGGGCAAGCAGUAUUUUUCUGAUUACUUAUUUCUUGUACUGAUUUGUACGUUCAUAUGUUGUUUUGUAUAUGAUGAGUCUUCCGUGUUUAGGCUACUAAAAUAUUCAUGGUUUCAACCACAUAUUUCAUGAUUAUUAUAUAGUGCAGGUUCAGUGUAUUAAUGUGAAUACCUGUCAUCGGCACAUAUGUUGCCGACGGUCACUUGUAGACGUAGUUUACUUAUAACUAGUAGUGAAGUAGAGGACAGCAGCAGCAGCAGGUUGUGUACUUGUGAGGGUCAACUCACGUCAUGUACAGGUCAUGACUGUGGUCACUACAAGCGCACGUUGAGGUGGUGUGAUAGUGACCUCCAUGACACCAGCACAUGCACGUAAUGAGGUGGUGUGAUAGUGACCUUCAUGACACCAGUACAAGCACACGUUGAGGUGGUGUGAUAGUGACCGCCAUGACAGCAGUACAAGUACACGCAAGUAAUGAUGGAGUGAACACUGCGCCAAAAAUCGCAUGUUUGCCCGAGGGCCAAGCGAGAGUACUGCAGUGGCUUGUGUCACCCUAACACCGUAGGAAUUAACAGCGAGAAUGGCCAGUAGUGCUCCUAGACGCGUCACCAGCCUUGCCCAGAGUCUGUGAGGGCCUGUACCCUGGACCAUCCCACACCCACCUUGUGUGUACCUCGCUCUACUUUUAAUAAACAUCGAAAUCAAAA
Molecule: messenger RNA, 5720 nt
Organism: Procambarus clarkii (red swamp crayfish)
Lineage: Eukaryota; Metazoa; Arthropoda; Malacostraca; Decapoda; Cambaridae
Source: RefSeq, a predicted model, not a curated record